AUGACAUCUGCUAGAAUCUGCGAAUUCAAUAAGAAAUUUAAUACUUAUUUUCAAAUUUAUAUGCCCAAACAUAGACAUUUUCAACCAAAGAAAGUAUACGAAGAAUUAGAUUGGGUAUUUUAUUUAUACAAAGAACAUUUCUGUCUCAUUAGAAGAAAUAACAAAACCUUAGGCAUUACAGAAAUAGAAGAUAAUUAUGAUGAAAAUGUAUGGAGAACUUGUAAAGAUGAUAAUGUGGUAACGCAAGUUUCACCUCUAAAACAAAACGUUUUUCCAACCAUUCCCGAUGAUUGUUUAUACGCAUGGGAUUGCGAAACCUAUAACGAAAAUAAAGCCAUACCUUAUUCUUGCACGUUAAUUAAUUUAGAAAAACUAAGAAAAAUGUUAAACAGAAUAAAUAAUCACUUUCCAGAUUUAAAGCCGACAGAUCCCUUUCCAGAAGAAUUUUACAACAAACUCAUGGCUAAUAUAGUAGAAAUAUUUGGUUGGUAUUAUUUAUAUCAUUAUGAUAAAGAAAUGAUUGAAGAAGAAUGGUAUGAAACUACUAGAAUGGUUCCGAAACACACCGAAAAAGAAAACGUAGAAAAAGUUUACUCACAUACUCAUUCUUUUAUAAGAUAUUUUAUCAGACAAAGUAUUAAAGGAGGAAGAGUUUCGGCAAAUCGAAAAUCAUUUGAAACGAAUAAAAUGGAUGAAAUUUGUAAUAUAUUAAAGGAAUACAAUGCAAGUGACACUGAUAAUAUAAUUGAUUUAUUCAAAGUAUAUAACGCUUGCACGAAAGAUAAAACAGAGGUUCAUUCGAGACUUAAAAAAAUAAAAUGUACUAAACUAAUGGCCUUUGAUGCUAACGGUUUGUACGCUUCCGCCAUGUCGGAUUUAGAUAGCGAAUAUCCGAGAGCGGAAAGUGGUAGACCAUUUCGACAAGAAGAAAAUAAAGAAUUUGUCAAGCUCUUUAAUGAACAGAAAUUCAGACCUACAACUGCUAUUUUAAAAGUCUGGUUUGAAUAUCCCAAAAACAUGUUCUUCCAACCCAUACCAGCUAAAGAUAAAAUCACUUUCACGAAUAAAGAAGGUAAAAAGGAAACUGGCACUAAAAUUAGAUUCAGAAAUGGUUUCUGUCACGACGUUUUAACAUCGGUCGAUAUUCAAGAAAUAGUGAAAGCCAGUGGACGAAUUAUUAAAAUAAUAGAUGGUAUAGUUUACGAAGAAAAUUUUAAAACUCAACCCUAUAGAGAUUAUAUUUUAAUUUUAAGAAAUCUAAGAAAUAAAUAUAAACGACAAGGUAAUAUCGUAGGUAGUAAUUGCAUGAAAUUAUUAGGCAAUUCGUUGUAUGGUAAAUCUAUUCAGAAGGAUAUAAAUACAUCGAGACAUCUAUGGAAUGAAGCGACUUUAAAAGCCAACUUCGAUUCACACGUCAAAAGCUAUGAAAAAGUAAAUGAUAGUCAAUAUAUAGUUGAGAUAAAUGAAGAAGAAAAAGAAUUUAUUCCUCCUAAAUCUACACGACUAACACCUAGUCAUUUGGGACCAUUCGUUUUAUCUCACAGUACAAAAAUAAUGAAUAAUUUUAUUCGCGUGAUAGAUGGAUUUUAUAAGCCUGAAAUAUACGGAUACCGAUAG
Lottia gigantea (owl limpet) is the source of this 1617-nucleotide messenger RNA. RefSeq lists its product as hypothetical. The record is from RefSeq and is a predicted model, not a curated record. Bases 1 to 1617 code for a protein of 538 amino acids. Gene Ontology annotation, biological process: DNA replication. NCBI's taxonomy places the organism in Eukaryota, Metazoa, Mollusca, Gastropoda, Lottiidae. Gene Ontology annotation, molecular function: nucleotide binding; DNA binding; DNA-directed DNA polymerase activity. The transcript has 2 exons.